AUGUUGUCUUCAGAUGGAGAAGAGAACAGCGACAGAGUUGGCAACAAAAUAUCAUCGUCAACGUCAAAAUCCUCAUCAGCAUCUUACUCAUCUUCCCCACCAUUCUCCCCUUCGUUACCCCUCCACCCGAACACGAGAGCCAAAAACAUUGAAGAAGUAUGGAAAGAUAUCAAGCUCGCUCCUCUCUAUGAUUACCUUUCUAAGGACGUUCGGCCCACCACCAACUUUCUGGGCAUGAUCUUCCAGGACUUCCUUGCUCCACCCUCUUCCAAAGAGCACCCACCAAGUGUACCUGGCUAUGGCUCUCCAGCGCUACCCACGUUGAGUUCGGUUCCUGAAUCACAUUUCCUUGGCAACUCGGUUCCUCUUAGGCCAAACUCUAUUUUACGGUCUCAACCUAUUCCAAAUAUUUGCGGUAACGAUGUGCCUGCUGCUAUGGGUUCCUGUUUGGGUUUGUCGGCUAAUGGCAAGAAAAGAACAGAGAGUCCGCUGAUCGGUCAAGGGCUAGAAAGCAGGAAUGUUUCUCUCUUCCAUCUUCCUUAUCUACGUUUCCUUUCUAAGUUACUUGCAAAGUUGGAUAUGCUCGCAUAUACAAAUGAAUUGGAGCUCGAAAUUGCUCAUUUGAUGGAAGAGAAUGCUAGACUGAAGAAGCAACAGCAGCAGGUAGAUUUACGAAUGUACAUUAGAGAUGCUCUGAGAAUAUCAGAAGCAAAUAACCCUAAAAGCACCUGUCGCUCUAGUUUCCUAAGGCGAGCUUCAACAUUUAUAUAUGUAGCUGCAGGUGCUCAGCCAACUAAAAAGCCCUCUCUCCAUCGAACGUUGACAGCACCAUUUUGA
Molecule: messenger RNA, 837 nt
Organism: Ilex paraguariensis (yerba mate)
Lineage: Eukaryota; Viridiplantae; Streptophyta; Magnoliopsida; Aquifoliales; Aquifoliaceae
Source: the annotation of a GenBank genome assembly